Messenger RNA from Penicillium coprophilum, 735 nucleotides. RefSeq lists its product as uncharacterized. Bases 1 to 735 code for a protein of 244 amino acids. NCBI's taxonomy places the organism in Eukaryota, Fungi, Ascomycota, Eurotiomycetes, Eurotiales, Aspergillaceae. The record is from RefSeq and is a predicted model, not a curated record. The transcript has a single exon.
AUGAAGUUCUCUCAAUCUCUUCUCUUCACUCUCCCAUUCCUUCAAUCCGCCGUAGCCCAGGGCGGUGGCAUGGUCGGCAUCGGCUGGUCCGUCGAGAAUGUUCCCGAUGAGGGUUUGAGUGAGAUCUACUUCCCCAUGGACAUCUCCGGUUCUCCUCACGAGGGCGGUUUCUACUUUGCCCAGCAAUUCGGCUUCGUCAACCAAAAGGAUGUCGGCUACACCGGUCUGCAGCCCCGUUCAAACGACCAUGGCCUUCCCGUCAUCCAUGGAGUCUUCUCCAGCUUCAAUGAGGGCACCACCUCUGACGACCCUAACUGCAGCGACGGUGCCGACGGUGGUGCCGGCGUGAGCUGUGCCGUUGAAAUCGUCAGCCCCUUCGAGCACCAAUAUCAGCUCCACAUCAAGAACACCGAGGGAACCAAGUGGGUCGGUACUCUCGUUGAUGUUGUCAAGGGAAACAGCACUCAGAUUGGCUCUUACACUCUUCCUGCUGGAUCAAAGGGUAUUCAGAGCUCUCAAAUGGGCUUUGUGGAGUUGUACGGCUGGAACGACGACAAGAAGGAGCACGUGUGCUCUGAUGUGCCCAAGCACUCUGUUAUUUUCGGCGAACCUAUCUCCAAGGGCUACUCUGGAGCCCUGAGUGCUCCUUACGAGUACGGUGACUGCGUUGGUGAGUCUCAAUUUGAGUCCCACAGCCACUCUGAUGGCAGCUACUCGGUCACUGUUGGAUGGUAA